AUGGCCCUACUGGAAGAGCUGGAGGAUGAAAUACGCAAGGAUUAUUUACUUAGUGUGAAGAAAGCCAUUGUAAACUUUGUUUUCGAUGAUUCGUCAGAUAAAAAACAAGCUUCAUAUGGGUCAGACAUAAUUUCGGACAAAAAUGCCGAAGAACACAGCGUGUCAGAGUAUCGCAAAGAGUUAGAUACUGUACCAAAACCAUGGCAUCCAACGUUCUUGUCAGCGUAUAAAUACUGUCAAAGAAAUUUAUUUAUAACAAACAUCUGUAUUCAUCAAUUAUUGAAUUUAUGGUACACUAAAUUUGCCGACUUAAGACUAAUCGAUAUUCAAGAAGUGUACUCGAAACCAUCAGCUUUAGAACUAUCCGCAUUUCAACAAAUUUGCGUGAAGCACAUUGAAAUGACAAAAGAGAAACUGACAAAAAAAUGGCUCAAUGAAAUACAAAGUAUUUUCUAUCAUGGAAAUAGACGUAAACUUGUUCCGACUAGUGAUGAACCAUUGAAACUUGAAGCAUUUUAUAGAUGUGCAGCCACACUGAUGACAGAGAAUUUACAAAAUCUUGGCUUAAUUUCAAUGUUGGAUUACAAAAAUCUUAUUUGUCAAUUACCAAUCAAUCCGAACGGUCAGCAACAUCCUCGAUUUAUUCUACGUCUUGUUCUAGAUGAGAAUAUGAUAAAAUUUGAGCCAUCCAUAGAAGAAUUCGAAAGUACACUAUUGAAUAUGUUCGAUUAUAUGUAUAAUGUUAUUCAGAGUAUACCUAAAAUUGAAACUCGUCUUUAUUCUGAUUGGCAAUCUGAUAAUGUCACAUUACAUCCAAUUAUUUUAAGUGACAUUAUAGAGGAACGUAAAUUUGAAGUUAGAAAAACGUUAUUAUUACAACUUAAAGGACCAGAGUUACAUAUUCGAGAAUAUGAUAAAUAUCAAUUUCUAGUCAAUAGACAAGCUGAACAAAAUAUUGAAUUGUUAUUAAAUCCACCAGUACAAGAACUAACAGUUCAAGCCGCUGAAUCCACUGAUGAUGACGAUUUACAAGAUAAUCUUGAUGAUAAAGUGAAAUUAGAAGAAGCGUCUGAAAAAGAUGUUAUUGAAAAUAAACCGAUUGGACCAUCAUUUGAAGAAUUGACACGUGAACUAUUAAAAUAUGAUCGUUUAGUGAAAAGAAUCCAGUAUGAAUCCAGACGUACAAUUUGUUUGGGAUUAUUUGAAGUACAUUGUGAUGAAUUAAUUCGUUCUUUAACUAAACGAGCUGAAAAUAUAUCAGAUCGUAUUUUGGAACGGAUUUUAGAAGAUCAUAGAAUAAUGAAUAAAACUUUGAUUCAAGAAUAUGAACUUAUCAGUACCAAAGCGUUAACUGUUCCAACUGAUAUUUCACAUAUGAUACAAAUCAAUGAAUUUGUUAAUCAUGCAGAAAAAGUUACAAUGAACACCUUGGAACGUGAGCUGGAUAAUUGUAAAGAUCGCUUAUUAUUUCUUAUGGAUCAUGCACAAUUAAAUCCAUCAGAUAUGCGUAUUAAUAGUCAGGUAUUUGAAUGGCAUACACGUAUGAAUGAAGUAUUCGCUGAAAGCCGACGUAUUGCACAAACGAAACGUGAAGAAUUUGAAAUUAGUCUGAGAUAUAAACGUGAAAGAUUUAUUGAAGAAAUUGAAUCAUAUAGAAAACAAGUGGAUAAAUUCCAAGGAUAUGGAGAUCUGAAUGAAAUAAAUCGAUAUUUGAAGAAAGCACAAAGUUUAAAUUCAAAGUUAGAAAUAGCUUUAACUAAAAUAGAUGGAUUCAAUGCAGAUGAAGAAGCAUUGAAAUGGGAUACAACAUCAUAUCCACUACGUAAUGAAAUACAAAAUAUAUUGAAACCAUUUUUAACUCUAUAUGAAAUGACAGUAGAAUUCAAUAAGAAACAUAAAGAAUGGAUGGAAGGAUCUAUGGAUAAGGUUGAACCAGAAAAAGUAGAAAUGGACGUAUCAAACUAUUAUCGUAGUUUGUUCAAACUAGAGAAGACAUUCGAUACUUUACCAGCACCACGAAAAAUUGCUACACAAGUUCGUGGAAAAGUCGAAGAAUUCAAAGAACAUUUACCGCUAAUACGUGCAUUAUUUAAUCCAGGUUUACGUGAAAGACAUUGGGAACAGAUUUCAGAAAUAGUUGGUUUUACAGUAAGUAAUCAAGAAGAAGGAAUAUGUUUAGCUAAAUUGAUUGAUAUGAAUCUUGAUCCGUAUAUAUCUAAAUUUGACUCAAUCUCAGAAGCUGCUAGCAAAGAAAAUAGUCUUGAAAAAACACUGGAUAAAAUGCAUAAAGAAUGGGAAUCAAUGGAGCUGAACUUGAUACCAUAUCGUGACAGUGGUACAUUUAUACUCUCUUCAGUGGAUGAUAUACAAGUAUUGUUAGAUGAUCAUAUUGUAAAAACUCAAACAAUGCGUGGAUCACCUUAUAUUAAACCAUUCGAAGCGGAAAUCAAAGAUUGGGAACAAAAAUUAAUAUUAACUCAAGAUAUACUUGAUGAGUGGUUAAAAGUACAAGCUACAUGGUUAUAUUUAGAACCAAUAUUUAAUUCACCAGAUAUUAUAUCACAAAUGCCAGAUGAAAGUAGAAAAUUUAUUAUUAUUGAUAAAAUAUGGAAAGAAUUAAUGAAACAAUCAAAUCAAAAUCAUUCUAUAUUAAUUAUUAUUACUAUGGAGAAUUUAUUAAAUAAAUUACAAAAAUCUAAUCAAUUACUUGAAUUAAUCUUAAAAGGAUUAAAUACUUAUUUAGAAAAGAAACGUUUAUAUUUUCCAAGAUUUUUCUUUUUAUCUAAUGAUGAAUUAUUAGAAAUUUUAUCAGAAACAAAUGAUCCAUUAAGAGUACAACCACAUUUAAAAAAAUGUUUUGAAGGUAUUGCAUCAUUAUUAUUUACUAAAACAUUAGAUAUUACACAUAUAAUAAGUAGUGAUAAUGAAUCAGUUCAAUUAUCUAAUACAAUAUCAACAUUAAAUACACAUGGUUCUGUGGAAAAAUGGUUAUUACAAUUAGAAACUAAUAUGAUUAAUUCAAUACAAUUAAAUAUCAAUAAUGCAUUAAAUGAUUAUUUAAUUAAAUUACGUAAAGAUUGGGUUAAAUUAUGGUGUGGUCAAGCUAUAUUAGCUGGUUCUAUGUAUUAUUGGACAAUGAAUGUUGAAGAAGCAAUACAAAUUAGUCUUGAUGCAAUGAAAAAUUAUUUAAAAGUAAACAACCAGCAAAUAGAUGAAAUUGUUGCUAUGGUUAGAGGACAAUUAUCUAAACAAAAUCGUAUAACACUACAAGCAUUAAUUGUGUUAGAUGUUCAUGCACGUGAUGUACUGGCCGAACUUAUAUCACUUAAAUGUCAAUCCAAUACAGAAUUUUCAUGGCUUAGUCAACUACGUUAUUAUUUGGUUGAACAAAAGCUAGUGACACGUAUGAUUAAUUCACAAUUAAACUAUGGUUAUGAAUAUUUGGGUAAUACUGGGAGAUUAGUUAUCACACCAUUGACUGAUAGGUGUUAUCGAACAUUAUUUGGUGCAUUACAUUUACAUUUGGGUGGUGCGCCUGAGGGUCCAGCUGGUACAGGUAAAACAGAGACAACCAAAGAUCUCGCAAAAGCAGUAGCUAAACAAUGUGUUGUAUUCAAUUGUUCCGAUGGACUGGAUUAUAUUGCUUUGGGUAAAUUUUUCAAGGGACUUGCAUCAUGCGGUGCAUGGUCAUGUUUUGAUGAAUUUAAUCGUAUUGAUUUAGAAGUACUUUCUGUAGUAGCUCAACAAAUUUUAACUAUUCAACGUGCAAUUCUUGCCAAUCAAACAAGUUUAAUAUUUGAAGGAACUGAAAUUAAAUUAGAUCGAACAUGUGCUGUAUUCAUUACAAUGAAUCCAGGUUAUGCUGGACGUUCAGAACUACCAGAUAAUUUAAAAGCUUUGUUUCGUUCAGUAGCUAUGAUGGUACCAGAUUAUGCAAUGAUUGCAGAGAUUUCAUUAUAUUCAUGUGGUUUUGUUAAUGCUCGUCCACUUGCUAUAAAAAUUGUUGCUACUUAUCGUUUAUGUUCAGAACAAUUAUCUAGUCAAUCUCAUUAUGAUUAUGGUAUGAGAGCUGUGAAAUCUGUCCUUACAGCAGCUGGUAAUCUUAAAUUAAAAUAUCCAAAUGAAGAUGAAGAUGUAUUAAUGUUACGUUCUAUUAUUGAUGUGAAUUUACCGAAAUUUCUUAGUGAUGAUUUACCAUUAUUUAGUGGAAUAGCUUCAGAUCUAUUUCCUGGUAUUGAACGUCCAACACCAGAUUAUGAAAUAUUAAAUAAUGCUAUAAAAGAUGCUUGUGAUCGUAUGAAUUUACAAUAUACUAAAUUUUUCAUAGAGAAAAUACAACAAGUUUAUGAAAUGAUGAUUGUACGGCAUGGUUUUAUGAUUGUUGGUGAACCAUUCGGUGGUAAAACUAGUUCAUAUCGUGUAUUAGCUGCUGCUUUAGGUGAAAUAUGUGAAAAAGGUCUUAUGGAAGAAAAUAAAGUGCAAUAUACUGUAAUCAAUCCAAAAGCGAUAACAAUGGGACAGUUAUAUGGUCAGUUUGAUCCCGUAUCACAUGAAUGGUCAGAUGGUAUAUUAGCUGUUUCAUAUAGAACAUUUGCUACAUCAACAACACCAGAUCGUAAAUGGUUAAUAUUUGAUGGACCAGUUGAUGCUGUAUGGAUAGAGAAUAUGAAUACUGUGUUAGAUGAUAAUAAAAAGUUAUGUUUAAUGUCAGGUGAAAUUAUUCAGUUAGCGCCAACAACUAAUUUGAUAUUCGAACCAAUGGAUUUAGAGGCUGCUUCACCGGCAACUGUAUCUCGUUGUGGUAUGAUCUAUUUGGAACCGGCAAGUUUAGGUUGGCGACCAUUGCUACGUAGUUGGAUGAAUAAAUUACCUAAUUUUAUUAAACAGUUACAUAAAGAUAUUUGGAUUGAUAUGUUUGAUAGAUUUGUCGAUGCCGGUAUUGCAUUAAUUCGUAAAGGUGGUAUUAAAGAAUUAUCACCAACUAGUGAUAUAAACUUAGUGAAAUCAUUAAUGAAUCUAAUUGAUUGUCAAAUAGCAGAAUUUAAUGCUGACAAUAAUUUUACACAACUUACUGAUCAUAAUUCAAGUGCAAUCGUUGAAUGUAUAUUCUUUUUUGCUUAUGUUUGGUCAAUCGGUGCUACUACAGAUAAAGAUGGUAGACAGAAAUUUGAUAAAUUAAUACGUGAAUUAAUGAAUGGUGGUAUGAUGGAAGAGACAAGACAACGACUGGCAUUAAUUGAAUUAGUUCCACCGCCAAUGGAAGAUUAUAAACGUCCAUUUCCGAUAAAGAAAACAGUUUACGAUUAUAAAUUAGUAAUGAAGGCCAAUAAUAAAGAAGGAAUAGAAGAUGAGAUCCCAAUUAACUGGGAGUUGUGGACAGAGACUGUACGUUUAGCGCCACCAAUACCUAAAGAUGCCAGUUUCAAUGAAAUAAUCAUUCCAACAGUAGAAACUGUUCGAUGUAAUCAUUUACUAAAUUUAUUUAUUUUAAAUGGUAAACCAUCAUUAUUUAUCGGUCCAACUGGUACUGGGAAAUCAUGUUAUAUAAUGGAUUUUCUCAUGAAUAAGGUGGAUAAAGACAUCUAUAAGCCGCACACGUUGAACUUUUCAGCACAAACUAGUGCAAAUCAAACACAGAAUAUUAUUUUAUCGAAAUUAGAUCGUCGACGUAAAGGUGUAUUUGGACCACCAAUGGGUAAAAAAAUUAUUGUAUUUGUUGAUGAUUUGAAUAUGCCAGUAAGAGAAACAUAUGGUGCACAGCCUCCGAUUGAAUUAUUACGGCAAUGGUUGGAUCAUUGGAAUUGGUAUGAUUUAAAAACGAAUGAAGCAAUCCGAUUGAUUGACUUACUUUUCAUUGGUUCUAUGGGCCCACCAGGAGGUGGACGAAAUGUCAUUACUCCAAGAUUUUUACGUCAUUUAAAUAUUGUAACUGUUAAUGAAUUCGAUGAUCAUACAAUGAAAACAAUAUUUACAAGAAUUAUGGACUGGCAUAUCACAGUGAAAGGUUUUAGUCCGGAUUAUAAGAAAAUGCCAGAACAAAUAGUUAAUGCCACACUUGAAGUAUAUAAAGCUGCAUUACAAAACCUGCUACCAACACCCACUAAAUCUCAUUAUCUAUUUAAUUUACGUGAUUUUAGUCGUGUUAUACAAGGUAUUUUACUAUCGGUUCCUGAAUCUGCGGAAACACUAGACUCUAUGAAACGUUUGUGGGUUCAUGAAGUAUUUCGUGUUUAUUAUGAUCGUUUAGUCGAUGAUGCUGAUCGUGAAUGGUUAUUUAAUUUUAUACGACAAUGUGUUAAAACGCAUUUGGAUGUAGAAUUUAAUACAUUAUUUCAACAUUUAACAGGUGAUAAUGAAACUGAGGUUACAGAAGAUCAUCUUCGAUCGCUUAUGUUCUGUGAUUUUGCUGAUCCUAAGGGAAAACGUAAUUAUGCUGAAGUCAAUGAUGUUGAACAAUUACGUAAAGUAACUGAAGCUUACUUAGAAGAAUAUAAUCAGUUAAGCAAGAAACCUAUGAAUUUAGUUCUAUUUCGUUUUGCUAUAGAACAUGUAUGUCGUAUUGCACGUAUAUUAAAACAACCAAGAUCGCAUGCAUUACUUGUUGGUAUCGGAGGAUCAGGACGUCAAUCACUUACUCGAUUAGCUGCUCAUCUAUCAGAUUUUGACUUAUUCCAAGUUGAAAUCUCUAAAAGUUAUGGUGUUAAUGAAUGGAAAGAAGAUUUGAAGCAUAUCUUAAGAAAAUCAAGUGAAACUGAUAAUCAUGCUAUUUUCUUAUUUACUGAUACACAAAUUAAACAAGAAAGUUUUCUAGAAGAUAUAAAUAAUUUAUUAAAUGCUGGUGAAGUACCUAAUCUUUAUGCAAUUGAUGAAAAAAUGGAAUUAUGUGAAAAAAUACGUCAAAUUGAUAGAGCAAGAGAUAGAAAUAAACAAACAGAUGGUUCACCAGUAGCAUUAUUCAAUUAUUUUAUACAACGUGUUCGUGAACAAUUACAUAUUGUAUUAGCAUUAAGUCCAAUUGGUGAUUCAUUUAGAAAUCGUUUAAGAAAAUUUCCUUCAUUAGUUAAUUGUUGUACAAUUGAUUGGUUUCAGGCAUGGCCAGAAGAUGCUUUAACAGCUGUUGCUACACGUUCAUUAAAAGAUAUUGAUAUGACAGAUGAAAUUCGUAAUGGAUGUAUUGAUUUAUGUAAAUAUUUUCAUACUAGUACAUGUAAUCUAUCAACUCGAUUUCUAUUAGAAUUAGAUCGACACAAUUAUGUAACACCUACAUCAUAUCUUGAAUUAAUUACAACUUUUAUAACAUUAUUAUCAAAAAAACGAACGGAAGUAUUAACUCAAAAAUGUCGUUAUGAAGUUGGUCUGGAAAAAUUAAGUAGUGCAGCUAAUGAGAUUAGUUUGAUGUCGGUGGAAUUACAAUCACUUCAACCAAAACUUGUACAAGCUAGUAAAGAAGUUGAUGAAGUUAUGAUUGUUGUGGAACAGCAAAGUGCUGAAGCAGCUAAACAGGAAAAACUUGUACGUGUUGAUGAAGCGGUUGCUGGUGAACAAGCAAAAGCUGCUGAAACAAUGAAAGAAGAAUGUGAUAAUGAUUUAGCUGAAGCAAUACCGAUAUUAGAAUCGGCAUUAAAAGCUCUGGAAACACUGACACCGGCUGAUAUUACUAUUGUUAAAACAAUGAAAUCCCCACCAGCUGGUGUACGUUUAGUUAUGGAAGCUGUUUGUGUUUUAAAAGGUAUUAAACCUGAUCGUAUAAAUGAUCCUAGUGGAUCAGGUAAAAAAAUUGAAGAUUUUUGGGGUCCAUCAAAAAAAUUACUUGGUGAUAUGAAAUUUUUAGAAAAUUUAAAAAAUUUCGAUAAAGAUAAUAUACCAUUAACAAUAAUGAAAACAAUACGUGAACGUUAUAUACCAAAUCCUGAUUUUAAACCAGAACGUGUUGCAGUUGCUUCAACAGCAUGUGAAGGUUUAUGUAAAUGGGUUAUAGCUAUAGAACGUUAUGAUAUAGUAGCAAAAAUUGUAGCACCUAAAAAAGAAGCAUUAGCUAAAGCUAUGUCUGAAUAUAAUACAGCAAUGAAUGCAUUAAAUAUAAAACGUGCAGCACUUAAAGAAGUACAAGAUCGUUUAAAAUUAUUAACAGAUGAUUUAGAAAUGAAUAAACGUAAAAAAAUUGAUUUAGAAAAUAAAGUUGAUUUAUGUACAAAAAAAUUAGAACGUGCUGAACAAUUAAUUGGUGGUUUAGGUGGUGAAAAAUCACGUUGGACAGAAGCAGCUAAAUCACUUGGUAAACAAUAUAUAAAUCUUACUGGUGAUAUACUUAUUUCUAGUGGAUUAGUUGCUUAUUUAGGUGCAUUUACAUCAACAUUUCGUCAAAUACAAGUGAAAAUUUGGUUAAAUGAAAUUAUGAAAUAUUCAAUUCCAUGUUCAGAAUCAUUUAGUUUAGUACAUACAUUAGGUAAUCCAGUUGAUAUUAGAGCAUGGAAUAUUGCUGGUUUACCAACAGAUGAUUUUUCAAUUGAAAAUGGAAUCAUUAUGGCUAAUGCAAGACGUUGGCCACUAAUGAUUGACCCGACUAGUCAAGCUAAUAAAUGGAUAAAAAAUAUGGAGAAAAAGAAUAAUUUACAAAUUAUCAAAUUAACUGAUAGUGAUUUUGUUCGUACAUUAGAAAAUUGUAUACAAUUUGGUACACCAGUAUUAUUAGAAAAUAUUGGUGAAGAAUUAGAUCCAAUGUUAGAAUCAUUAUUAUUAAAACAAACAUUUAAACAAGGCGGUGCAUUAUGUAUUAAAAUUGGUGAUUCAGUUGUUGAAUAUUCACCGGAAUUUCGUUUUUAUAUGACAACUAAAUUUAGAAAUCCUCAUUAUUUACCAGAAACUUCAGUUAAAGUAACUUUAGUGAAUUUUAUGAUUACUGAAGAAGGUUUACAAGAUCAAUUAUUGGGUAUUGUAGUUGCACGUGAAAGACCAGAAUUAGAAGAAGAAAAAAAUAAAUUAAUAUUACAAGGUGCUGCAAAUAAAAAGAAAUUAAAAGAAUUAGAAGAUCAAAUUCUUGGUGUAUUAUCAUCAUCUGAAGGCAAUAUUUUAGAAGAUGAAAGUGCUAUUAAAGUAUUGAAUUCAUCUAAAGAAUUAUCUAAUGAAAUAGCAGAGAAACAAGCAUAUUUUGAAGAAACUGAACAAAAAAUUGAUAUGGCACGUUUAGGUUAUGUACCAAUUGCUGUACAUACAGCUAUUUUAUUCUUUUCAAUAUCUGAUUUAGCUAAUAUUGAUCCAAUGUAUCAAUAUUCAUUAACAUGGUUUAUUAAUCUAUUUAUAAUGGGUAUUGAUAAUUCUGAGAAAUCUGAUGAUCUGGAACAACGUUUAACUAAUCUACGAAAUUAUUUAACAUAUUCAUUAUAUUGUAAUGUAUGUCGAUCAUUAUUUGAAAAAGACAAGCUACUAUUUUCAUUCUUACUUUCUAUCAAUAUGCUUCGUCAUGAGGGAUUGUUAAAUGAACAAGAAUGGAGAUUUUUAUUAACCGGUGGUGUCGGUUUAGAUAAUCCACAUGUAAAUCCAUCCAAUUGGUUACAAACUAAAUCAUGGGAUGAAUUAUGUCGGCUAGAUCAAAUCAAUGUUUUUACUGGUAUACGUGAACAUUUUGAAUGUAAUCUUAAUGCAUGGAAACGUAUAUAUGAUAGUGUUGAACCACAUAAUGAAAAAUUACCAGAUGAUUUAACACACAUUAAAACACAAUUGCAAUUUCUUUGUCUACUACGUGUUUUAAGACCAGACAAAAUUGUACCAGCUAUACAGAAUUUUGUUUUAACAAAUUUAGGCAAGAAAUACAUUGAACCGCCACCAUUUGAUUUACCAGGUGCAUUUUCUGAUUCUUCAUGUACAGUACCUUUAUUAUUUGUUUUAUCACCUGGUGCUGAUCCUAUGGUAGCAUUAUUAAAAUUUGCUGAAGAUAUGGGAUUUGGUGGUACAAAAUUUGAAUCACUAUCACUUGGUCAAGGUCAAGGUCCGAUAGCUUUAAAAAUGAUAGAACAUGGUAUAAAAGAUGGUACAUGGGUGUUAUUACAAAAUUGUCAUCUAGCACCAAGUUGGAUGGGUAUUUUAGAGAAAAGAGUGGAAGAAUUUAAUCCUGACACAACACAUCCAGAUUUUCGUUUAUGGUUGACAAGUUAUCCGAGUAAAGAUUUCCCUGUAUCAAUUUUACAAAAUGGUGUUAAAAUGACUAAUGAACCACCGAAAGGUUUACGUUUUAAUCUAUGGAGAUCAUAUUUAAGCGAUCCAAUUUCAGAUCAAGAAUUCUUUCAGUCAUGUUCAAAUAAACAUGCUUGGAAAAAAUUAUUAUUCGGAUUAGUAUUCUUUCAUGCUAUUGUACAAGAAAGACGUAAAUUUGGACCACUCGGUUGGAAUACACCGUAUGAGUUCAAUGAAACAGAUUUACGUAUAUCAGUUCAACAGUUACACAUGUUUCUUGGACAGUACAGUGACGUUCAAUAUGAAGCUUUACGUUAUUUAACUGGAGAAUGUAAUUAUGGUGGUCGCGUUACUGAUGAAUGGGAUAGGCGCACUUUAAAAACAGUUUUAAUGCGCUUCUAUUGUCCAGAAGUAGUUAAUGAAAUUAAACAUCCGUUCGAUUCAAGUGGAAUCUAUUAUGCACCUGAAGAUACUGAAUAUGAAGGUUAUAUUGAUUAUAUAAAAACACUUCCAUUGAAUCCUGAUCCAGAAAUUUUCGGUAUGCACCAGAAUGCUGAUAUUACUAAAGAUCAACAAGAAACCAAUUUAAUAUUUACAAGCACACUUUUAACUCAAGCAAAAGGAACAUCAUCAUCUGGAAAAUCACUCGAUGAAAUAGUUGAUGGAGUUGCUUCUGAUAUCUUAACUCGUCUACCAUUAAAUUUUGAUACAGAAUUAGUAUUACGAAAGUAUCCAACAUGCUAUGAACAAAGUAUGAAUACAGUAUUAGUACAAGAAAUGGUUCGUUUCAAUGUACUCUUAAGUAUAAUACGUUCAAGUCUUAAAAAUAUUCGAUUAGCUAUUAAAGGUUUAGUGGUCAUGUCAUCUGAUUUAGAAGAUGUAGUGGCUGCAAUACUUGCUUCAAAAAUUCCAAAAUUAUGGAUGAAAAAAUCAUAUCCAUCAUUAAAACCACUUGGAUCAUAUGUAAAUGAUUUUCUGGCACGUUUAAAAUUCCUUCAGGUAUGGUAUGAACAAGGACCUCCACCGGAAUUUUGGAUAUCUGGUUUCUUUUUCACACAAGCUUUUCUUACUGGUGUACAACAAAAUUAUGCACGAAAGCAUACAAUACCUAUUGAUUUGUUAUCUUUUGAAUUUGAAGUAUUAGAUGACAUCAAAUACACAGAUGCUCCAUCAGAAGGAGCUUAUGUAUCCGGUCUGUUUGUGGAUGGUGCAAGAUGGGAUAGGAGUACAAAAAAAUUAGCAGAAGCUUUACCAAAAGUUUUACAAGAUCCUAUGCCACCUAUUUGGUUAAUACCAAUAAAACGGAGUGAUAUUAAAUCAAGGCCUAGUUAUACAGCACCAGUUUACAAGACAAGUGAACGUCGUGGUGUAUUAUCAACAACUGGACAUUCUACAAAUUUUGUAUUACCAAUUCUGUUGACAUCAGAUAAACCGGAAAGUCAUUGGAUUAUGAGAGGUGUCGCUUUAUUAUGUCAAUUGGAUGAUUAAACGGAGUGAUAAAAUAAGAAAUUUAAGUUCGGGAUACCUGAUACAUAAUCACCAAUUCAUAAAACCAACCAUACUUUUAUUAUAUAUACAUAUUUUUAAAACGAACUUCAAAUAUGUAUACUUAUUCACUAUUUUAUUUACAUCAAUUGAUAUUAUCACGAUAUACACUCGAAAUAUGUUGUAAAAGUUAACUUAACUUUAGAAUCAUAUAAGAAAUUAAUAAAAACUUUUUAA
This is a messenger RNA of Schistosoma intercalatum, 11892 nucleotides long. The record is from the annotation of a GenBank genome assembly. Lineage: Eukaryota; Metazoa; Platyhelminthes; Trematoda; Strigeidida; Schistosomatidae.